Molecule: messenger RNA, 2935 nt
Organism: Bombina bombina (fire-bellied toad)
Lineage: Eukaryota; Metazoa; Chordata; Amphibia; Anura; Bombinatoridae
Product: oocyte zinc finger protein XlCOF6-like
Exons: 4
Coding region: 126-1904 (592 amino acids)
Biological process (GO): regulation of transcription by RNA polymerase II
Molecular function (GO): RNA polymerase II cis-regulatory region sequence-specific DNA binding; DNA-binding transcription factor activity
Source: RefSeq, a predicted model, not a curated record
AUUAGCGCUUCGUAAUCUGUUGGCCCACUACAAAUAACUGAUAAUAAUAAUAUCAGGUAUUGAUGUAACUGGAGUGAAUAAGGGAACCUUCUUCCUGAGCACAGACAUUGGAGCCUGUUAUCAGCAUGAACUCAUAUGUGUUAGACAAACACAUGAAUAGUUCAUAUCCAUCCUUAACUACAACAAGCAUCAGAAUGAUACCACAGACUCCAACAUUUUUAGACACUAAUAAAUAUUCACAAACAUUGGAGAAAUCACAGCAGAUAUUUAAAGAAGAUGGUGAAUUGUCAGGAACUGGGCAGCAAUCAUUAUGUACAGAGAGUAAUUUAGUCAUCAAACAAGAGGACAAGAAUUAUGCCUUAUCUAGUGAAAUGAUUAUCCCUGAGGAUAAGCCACAAGAAGAGAAAAGUUUACAGUCUAACCAAAAGAUUCAUACAAAGGAGAGAUCUUUCAAAUGUACAGAAUGUAAGAAAAGCUUUAGAUAUAAGUCUCAUCUCCUAGAACACCACACAAUUCACACAAGUGAGAAGCCUCACACACGUCCUGAGGGUAGCUGUACAAAGUGUGGAAACAUUUUUACAAAAAAGAGUUAUCUGAAAACUCAUGAAAGUAUUCACACAGGAGAAAAGCCUUUUACAUGUACAGAGUGUGGAAAAAGUUUUACACAAAAGAGUCAUCUGAAAAAUCAUGAAAGGAUUCACACAGGGGAAAAGCCUUUCACAUGUACAGAGUGUGGAAAAUUUUUUACACAAAAGAGUCAUCUGAAAAAACAUGAAAGGAUUCACACAGGAGAAAAGCCUUUCACAUGUACAGAGUGUAGAAAAGGUUUUACACAAAAGAGUAAUCUGAAAAAGCAUGAAAGGAUUCACACAGGAGAAAAGCCAUUCACAUGUACAGAGUGUGGAAAAUGUUUUACAGUAAAGAGUGAUCUAAAAAAGCAUGAAAGGAUUCACACAGGGGAAAAGCCUUUCACAUGUACAGAGUGUGGGAAAAGUUUUAUACAAAGGAGUAUUCUGAAACAUCAUGAAAGGAUUCACACAGGGGAAAGGCCUUUCACGUGUACAGAGUGUGGAAAAAGUUUUGCACAUAAGGGUAAUCUGAGAAAACAUGAAAAAAAUCACACAGGAGAAAAGCUUUUCACGUGUACAGAGUGUGGAAAAAGUUUUACACAAAAGAAUGAUCUGAAAAAGCAUGAAAGGAGUCACACAGGAGAAAAGCCGUUCACAUGUACAGAGUGUGGAAAAUGUUUUACACAACAGAGUGAUCUGAAAAAGCAUGAAAGGAUUCACACAGGGGUAAAGCCAUUCACAUGUACAGAGUGUGGAAAAAGUUUUACACAAAAGAGUCAUCUGAAAAAGCAUGAAAUGAUUCACACAGGAGAAAAGCCUUUCACAUGUACAAAGUGUGGAAUUUUUUUUACAGAAAAGAGUAGUCUGAGAAAACAUGAAAGGAUUCACACAGGAGAAAAGCCUUUCACAUGUACAGAGUGUGGAAUUUUUUUUACAGAAAAGAGAUAUCUGAAAAGGCAUGAAAUGAAUCACACAGGAGAAAAACCUUUUACAUGUACAGAGUGUGGAAAAAGUUUUACACGAAAGAGUCAUCUGAAAAAGCAUGAAAGGAGUCACACAGGAGAAAAACCUUUCACAUGUACAGAGUGUGGAAAAAGUUUUACUCAAAUAAGCAGUCUGAAAAAUCAUGAAAGGAUUCACACAGGAGAAAAGCCUUUCACAUGUACAGAGUGUAGAAAAAGUUUUACAGAAAAGAGUGAUCUGAAAAAGCAUGAAAGGAUUCACACAGGAGAAAAGCCUUUUACAUGUACAGAGUGUGGAAAAAGUUUUACAGAAAAGAGUAAUCUGAGAAAACAUGAAAAGAUUCACAAGGGAAGAAACCUUUCAUAUGUUUAGAAAGUGGAAAAAGGGUUUUAUUGAAAUCAGGUAUCACAAAACACCAAAUAUUUACACACAAAUAAACAUUAUAUACACAGUGUACAAACCUUUUUUAAAAUUAUCAUAAAGAGAAUAAACUCUCUUAAUUGAAGCAUCAAUAGAGAUGUUAUUGUAAAUAAUACUUUCUAAAUCCUAGUUAUAAAAGCACCAGAUUGGAAGAGCUCUCCUUUGUUCAUCUAUUUAUGUGCUCCUCAGUUUCUCUCAUAUAAAUGUGAUAGAAUUUAAACACCACACAGGAAUAUACAAAUCUUUCCUCAUACUGACCAAUUUACUAAACCAUUCACUACCAAAGCACCCACAGUGUUGUUUAUUAAUAUGCCAGUAUUAGGAGUUGUACGUUUGAUUUACAUAGGGGAGCAAAUAAUUACAUUUACAGAAUUAAGGAGUCUUUAUAUGAAUAGAUUGUUAGAAAAUUAUAUAAACAAGAACAUCAGUCUCAAAUGAUUGACAUCUGGGAGAUAUAUUUAAUGUGCACAUCAUGGGGAUAAACCUUUUCUUAUAGCAAUAGAUGCUUAGCAUUGUACAUGUUAUAUACCAGAGGAAUUACUGAGGGGAAACUGAUUUUAUUUCAUGAGACACAAUAUCAGUAACCGGUACAUAUGUGAUCAUUAUCAGUUUAAUUUUAAUGGCUACUAUAACCUACAUGUAUACUGGGUAUGUAAUAUGUGUGUCAUGUGAUCAUAAUCAGUUUAAUUUAAAUGGCUACUAUAACCUACAUGUAUACUGGGUAUGUAAUAUGUGUGUCAUGUUCUGUAACUGGAUAUUAUGUCUGUUAGAUGUUUUCAUGUUAGUUAGAAGCCACAAGAACUGAUAAUAGCACAUACUGUAUAUAUAAAGGGAACAUUAUAUGUCUGAUAAAUCCCUUUGUAUCAAGAGCACAAGUGUUAGGUAUAUUUAUACCAUUGUGUGCAUAUAUCAUGUAAUGCUGCUUUUUACUAUAUAAUGAUAUACAAUGUUUUUUCCUGCAAAUAAAAAGUGAUUGUAAUCGA